AUGGAAAACCAGAAAUUGAUCCUCGUUAUUGGAGGAACCGGUGCACAGGGUAGUUCUGUCGUCAAGGCACUCGCCGCGAGUGGUCGCUACAGUGUUCGAAUUCUGACUCGAAACCCAUCUUCAAAUCAAGCUACCAAACUAGGUGCUCUACCGAACGUGACACUCUUGCAGGGUUCACAGGAUAACCAGAAGGACCUUCACACUGCGUUCACUGGUGUCUACGGAGCAUGGGUCAACCUAGAUGGAUUUACAAUCGGAGAAAAGAGCGAACUAUUCUACGGUGUCCGGGCAUAUGAAAUUGCUCGUCACCAGGGUGUCAAGCAUUACAUUUUUGCAAACUCUGACUACGCCUUCCGAAAGGCUGGGUGGGACGAGAAGUACCACUGGGGACAUAACGAUGCCAAGGGUCGUGUCGGCGAUCUGAUUUUGAGUCAUGGACAAUCCACCAUGAAGACUUCACUUUUGACCACGGGACCGUAUAUGGAUAUGCUCUUUGAUGGAAUGUUUGUUCCUGAGGAACAAGCCGAUGGGUCAUUUGUCUGGGAAAAUCCUGCUGCGGGUGGUAAAAUCCCACUCAUUGCUCUCGAUGAUGUUGGCGCCUACAGCUUAUGGAUAUUUGACAACCCCUCUGAGUCCGCUGGGCUCGAUCUCGAGGUUGCGACAGAUCAAGUCAGCUUCGCUGAGAUUGUGGCCAUAUUUACCAAGGUGACUGGGAAGCAGGGUAUACACAGAGUUCUGCCUCUGGAGGAGUAUCUAGCCAAGGCAGAGCCGUACCCAGGAGCCUAUUCAAACUGGGCCGUCAAAACCGAUGCGCCUCGCGACGAGUCAUUCAUGACCUGGCGUGAGAAUUUUGCGGCCUGGUGGCGUUAUUGGGGCGAGGGAAAAGGAGCUACCCGCAGCAUGGAGUUCCUUGAUCGUAUUCACGGCUCUCGUAUUCCUAGUUUGGAGGCAUGGAUGAGAUUGAAGAAUUAUGAUGGUCGCCCUCAGUCUGUCUUGAAAGAUCUUCAUGAGCUGAGAAAGGGCGGGGUGACCAGCGAGUAA
This is a messenger RNA of Penicillium malachiteum, 1041 nucleotides long. RefSeq names its product NmrA/HSCARG family protein. Bases 1 to 1041 code for a protein of 346 amino acids. The record is from RefSeq and is a predicted model, not a curated record. NCBI's taxonomy places the organism in Eukaryota, Fungi, Ascomycota, Eurotiomycetes, Eurotiales, Aspergillaceae. The transcript has 3 exons.